Messenger RNA from Nomia melanderi (Alkali bee), 1619 nucleotides. The record is from RefSeq and is a predicted model, not a curated record. NCBI's taxonomy places the organism in Eukaryota, Metazoa, Arthropoda, Insecta, Hymenoptera, Halictidae.
AAUCGGAGGAUAGCAGCACUUCCUGCGAGCAGAAAAGGAUAGAAAACGAACGAAUUUCGGGUCGUGCGAUUUACUACACGAAACUACCGAUACAACGGCCGGUUCGUUGUUCGCACUGAGGUUCCUCUCAUCCUUUAUAAUCAGCUUCGAAUUCGAAAGUUUUUUUUUGUAAAAGCAAACGAAUCUGGAUUGUAGUACUAUGACAACUGAUACAAAACGCGCCGGUGAUAACAGUGAUAUGGAAUCUGUUGAAGAUGAAGAUGAUAAUGAGACUACAGAGAUUCCCCCCCUCUUGCUAGCUGCACUGCGAGGUCGUAUUUCUACAACAGGGAUAGAGCAAAUGCAGUCUCUCCCAGCACCUGUAAAGCGCAGAAUCAAAGCUCUAAAAAAGUUGCAACUUCUCACUACAAAUAUUGAAGCGAAAUUCUAUGAGGAGGUACAUGCUUUGGAAUGUGCUUAUCACAAAAUGUGCAUGCCUCUUUACGAAAUGAGGCAAGAUAUAAUAUCAGGUAUUUCCGAACCAACGGAUGAACAGUGUGAUUGGGAAAGUGGUGAUGAAGAGGAAGGAUUAAGUAAUGAUCUGAAAGCGAAAGCGAAUCUUGAAGAUGAUAAAGAACAGAAAAAAGAAGAAAGCGAAAAAGAAGACGUUAAAGGCAUCCCCGAGUUCUGGUUGACAAUAUUUAAAAAUGUUGGACCAUUAGCUGAUAUGGUUCAAGAACACGAUGAACCAAUAUUGAAACAUUUGUAUGAUAUUAAAGUGAAAUUCUUUGAAUCUAAUCCGAUGGGUUUUGUUCUUGAAUUCUAUUUCGAACCAAAUGAAUAUUUCACCAACACCACUUUAACAAAAGAAUAUAUUAUGAAAUGUACUCCUGACGAAAAUGAUCCGUUUAGCUUUGAAGGUCCCGAAAUAUACAAGUGCAAGGGAUGCGUAAUUAAUUGGAAAAAAGGAAAGAACGUUACAGUAAAAACAAUUAAAAAGAAUCAGAAACAUAAAUCUCGAGGGUCCAUACGAACUGUAACGAAAACUGUUGAGAAUGAUUCAUUCUUUAGCUUUUUCAGUCCACCAGUUGUGCCAGAUGAUCCGGAAGCAGAAUUAGAUGAGAAAACACAAGCUCUAUUGGCAAGUGAUUUUGAAAUUGGCCAUUAUAUUAGAGAACGUAUAGUUCCUAGAGCUGUAUUAUAUUAUACAGGAGAGGCCUUGGAAGAUGAAGAUGAAGACUACGAGGAGGAGGAGGAGGGUGACGAGGAUGAUCCAGAUGAGGAGAACGAAGAUGACGAGGAGUUCUCAAUAACUAAUGCCCCAUCAGAUCAAGCUUAAACUCUUCGACAUACCAAUGACAAAAUUAUGCGUACCCUCCCUUUAUCCAACAAUGACGAUGAAACGAAAUAUGGCUUAUUGACAGCUAUGAUUGUCAUAUAAAUAUUUAAAAAAAACCAAUUGCGCUCUCAGCUCUACACGAAUAAUCAUUGUCAUUUUUAAUUGCUUCAUUUUAUACUAUGUUGUUACGUUUAUAUACAAAGAAGAAUAGUUGAAUUUUUUUCGAAACGCACGUUGAUUUGUGGAUAAAUUUUUCGGUACUGUUAAAGCAUUUUUAAUAUAAAACUUGUAAAAACUGGAA